Molecule: messenger RNA, 1533 nt
Organism: Eimeria necatrix
Lineage: Eukaryota; Apicomplexa; Conoidasida; Eucoccidiorida; Eimeriidae
Product: ankyrin repeat containing protein / TPR domain-containing protein, putative
Exons: 7
Coding region: 1-1533 (510 amino acids)
Molecular function (GO): protein binding
Source: RefSeq, a predicted model, not a curated record
AUGGCGGAAUCUCCGGUAUCUUCAGAGGACAAAUAUGGCUCUCUCAUGGCCGACCGGGCACUGCUGACUUCCUUGAUGGAGGCGGCAGCUAGUGGCAACAAGGACUCGCUACUAUCGGUCGUGCGCAAAGUAGAAGAGCGAUAUGGAACCCAGGCCUCUUCAAACACUGAAGGCGGAGCUGCUGCAGUAGGGGAUAGUCUGUCUCCUGGCGUCUUGUUGGGCUUUAGAGAUGCUCAUGGCCGCACAGUUGCGCACUUUGCUGCCCUUGGUGGGGCCCCCGACGUUUUGGAACUGGUUAUCAAACUCUGCCCCUCAGCAGUUAAUGUCAAAGAUAACAGUGGGAAGACUCCCCUUUUUACUGCUGCGUCUUUGGGACACGUAAAGUCCUUGGAACUGCUCCUAAAUAGAGGAGCUGACGUAGGCGCAAGCAGCGAGGGCGGUAGCACUGCCCUCCAUGAGGCCGUCUACGCUGAAAAGGCUGCUGCGGUAAAGCUUCUGCUUGAACACGGUUCCAACCCGAAUACGGCCUCUGAUAUGGGUACCCCGAUCCAGAUCGCGGCGGUAACACAGCAAAAGGAGAUAUUGGAACUGUUGUUGUCGCACGGAGCGGACCCCAAUGGCAUCCCUACUGCUGAUGCCUCUUCUGCCCCUUCCAGCCCUUUUCCGCCGGCAUUGAUCCUGGCUGCAUCCAAAAACGAGUGCGCCAUCUUAAAGCUGCUGCUGGAGAAAGGCGCAGACCCAAAUGCUGCGGAUGCUGAGGGCUUUACGGCUCUCCACUGUACGGCCGAGACAAACUGUGCAUCGUGCACGCAGUGCCUUCUGAGCUCAGGGGCAAACUGGGGGAUGCUUGCGAAUGACGGUUCAGCGCCUCUCGAUCUGGCACGCCAACACAAAUCUGAGGCGGUAUUGAGACUGCUGGAGCCACUUGGCGAAAGUCUCCGCAAGCAGCGACCAAAUCCUUCACCAGCCCCGAAGGAAAGUUCAACUGCUGCGGAGACAGGAGAAACCACCACGAGCAAUGAUCCGGCUGGCAAGGUUUCUUUCGUCCCAAUUACGUUGGAUCCGGCUGGCCAGGCAUUGCCAGGGAUGGUUUCGAAUGUAGAGAAGUUGAAAGACGAGGGGAACGCGGCUUUUCGAAUAAGUGAUUUUAUGACGGCGAGGGCGAAGUACACACAGGCAAUCGAGGAUUGCCCAAAGGUGGAGAUCCUGCGGGACCUGCUGGGAAUCCUUUAUUCUAAUCGGAGCUUUACCAACGAGCAACUAGCAGAUGCGGAAGCGGCCUUAGCGGAUGCGCAAUGGCUGAUGCGAAUCAUGCGGGUGCAGGCUACACAGUUGCGCCCCGAAUGGAGCAAAGCGCAUUAUCGGCUCGCACGUGCCCACCGGCUGUCUGGUGGCACUGAAGAUUACAUAUCUGAGCUUUGGGAGGCCCUUCGAUUAGACCCCACUAGUUCUCAGAUACAGGAGGAGAUGAACGCUGCCGUCCAGGCCGCCCGACAGACCAAUGCGAAGGGCAAAUCCAACGUGUCUGCCUGA